Messenger RNA from Monoraphidium neglectum, 1500 nucleotides. RefSeq lists its product as hypothetical. The coding region runs from base 1 to 1500 and encodes 499 amino acids. The record is from RefSeq and is a predicted model, not a curated record. Gene Ontology annotation, biological process: 7-methylguanosine cap hypermethylation; 7-methylguanosine RNA capping. Gene Ontology annotation, cellular component: nucleus. Gene Ontology annotation, molecular function: RNA cap trimethylguanosine synthase activity. The transcript has 4 exons. Lineage: Eukaryota; Viridiplantae; Chlorophyta; Chlorophyceae; Sphaeropleales; Selenastraceae.
AUGGAGCCCGCGGCAGCUGCCUACGUGCGGAAGCUUCUGCCGCGCCACAUGGCCAAGUACUGGCUGCAGCGGUACAGCCUGUUUUCAAAGUUCGACGAGGGGGCGCAGCUGGACGUGCAGGGCUGGUACUCCGUGACCCCUGAGGUCAUCGCGCGCCACCAGGCGCGCACCGCGGCCUGUCACAUCAUGGUGGACGCGUUCGCGGGGUGCGGCGGCAACGCCAUCCAGUUUGCAAAGACAUGCGACCUGGUCAUAGCUGUGGAGAUCUCCGCCGACCGCCUGGCCAUGGCGCGCCACAACGCGGCCAUGUAUGGGGUGGAGCACAAGAUUGAGUUCAUCUGCGCAGACUUUUUCAGGGUCGCCCCCACCCUGGCUGCCGACGGCGUCUUCCUGUCGCCGCCCUGGGGCGGCCCCCACUACCGCUUCAGCGACACGUUUGAUAUUCACCACCCCCUAGAGGGCCUGCCGGUGUCGACCGCGCAGCUGCUCGAAAUCAGCCGCGGCAUUGUGGCGCGCGGCGCGGCUGCGCGGCGGCGGGGACAGCAGCAGCAGCUGCAGCAGCAGCAGCGGCAGGGGCAGCAGGAGCGCCAGCAGGAAAGUCGGCGGCUGAAGAGGGGGGUUGUGGCCUUCCUUCCAAGGAACACAGACCUGAGGCAGCUGUCGGAGUUUGCCGUCAGCGCCGGCAGCGUUGUGAACGGCCGGCAGCAGCAGCAACAUCAACAGCAGCAGCAGGAGCAGCAGCAGCAGGAGGAGCAGCAGCAGCAGCAGCAGCAGCAGCAGCAGCAAGGGCAUGCCGUCGCGCCCAAGCCGCCUUCAUACGCGGCAGUGGCAGGGGGCGCCCGAAGCGCCCCCCCAAGCCCGCCGGCAAGCCCGCGCGUGCAGGACGCGGGCACCGACGUAACUUCGGCGCCCCCGGCGGCCGUGGGCCCCAGCGAGCCGCCAGGCGGCAGCGCAGCGGCGGCCGCGGCGGCAGCGGUCGCUGCGGCUGCCGGCCUCUCCGCCCCAACCCACAGUCCGCCAUUGAGCCCAAAGGCCGGCGCGGCGGUCCAGCGCUGGCGCGCGCCGAGCGUCGAGGCGCACCGCCGCACCCCGCCCGCCAGCCCCCGCGCUGCCGUGGGCGGCGCCGAUUGCGCGCACUGGCGCAGCCCGCCCGCCAGCCCGUGCGGCAGUUCCCGCGGCGGCGGCGGCGGUGGCGACGGCUCCAAUAUCCCGCACCUUACGCUUGCGGCGCAGCACAGCCCGCCUGCGAGCCCCCGCUCGGGCGCCGCACGCAGCCCUUGCGCCCUCGGCGCCUCGCCGCGCCCCUCCCCCUGCGCCUCCCCACGCGCCGGCGGCGCGCGCGGCUGCGGCCGGGGCGGCGCGGCAGGGGACCUGCGCCUGAGGCUGGUGCCGCGGGGCGGCGGCCCAGAUCACACCGCCGCGAUGGCUGUCGAGUGCAACGUUUUGAACAGCCACGUGAAAGGGAUCACGGUGUACUGGCUCGAGGAUGACGCCAUGUGA